GGACAUUGGUUCCCAAAUCUUUAAAAUGGAUUAAAAUAUGACGGCAAUGUCUAAUAUUCUAUUCGUUUGCUGUUCGGUGAUGCAUGUAAUAUGUAUCGAAUCCUAUCGGAAGAGAGAAGGUCUUUCUGACUAUGAAAAAUCAGGAGGGAAAAAGCGAUCGGGCAUCAAAUGGUUCCACGCAAAUUGCUAAACCAAAAUCAAAUUGCAAAUGUCAUGCAAAGAACGGGCUCCAUCAUUACAAUUGCCUCCCAGAGCAUCUACGAAAUAAUCAAUAUGUCCGUACCGGUUAUCGCGUCAAUCUAAGUACAUGGGAGUGUAUCAAAAGCCUAUUUUAUUUGCACAAUGAAAGCUUCAAUGUUUAUUCUCAUGGGCUUGCAGCAAUUCUGUUAGUUUUGCUGAGUCCAUAUGUUUAUGGCAAGAUAUCCCAUCUAGAAUUUGACCCAAUCCUUUACCCUGUUCACCAUAUUACAUCCACCACCUGUGUGCUUUUCAGUGCCAUAUACCACCUGAUGUCAUGUCAUGAGGGAGGGAAGCCAUUCUACAACAGAGUCAUUUUGCUUGAUUACUUUGGCAUUUUGCUGGUGACCGGUCUAUCUUGUAUCACAUUUUUGAAAGCAACAUUUUUCUGUUAUCCACGGGUUCGAAUCCCAGUCACAACAAUCUAUUUUCUAUUAGGCUUUGUUAGUUUAAUGUAUAUAAAAAAAGGUACAGAUGCUGAGACAAGAACAUUUCCAUUGCUUGCCCUUGGCACCUUUAGGAUGUUUGCUCUAUACCCUGUGAGAUGUAUCAUGACAACAUUAGGGUGCACUACAGGGCCAUUAAGUACAAUUUGGUAUGCAAUUGGGAUAGAAAUGGUCGGCCUCUUUGCUAGCAUCAUUAAUUUUUCAUGCUUUCCAGAGAAAGUGUUUGUAGGGAAAUUGGAUUAUUUUUUCAAUAGUCAUAACAUUAUGCAUCUUUUCAUCUUGAUUGGGCCUGCAGUAUUGCAUUCUGGGACAGUGAUGGAUUUUGAAUGGAUGCAGUUGGUUGAAUGUCCAAUGUAAAAAUCUCUUGCAAGUGUCAUUUAGUAUAGUCUUAUUAGUUAUAAAUAAAUCAAGUCAAUAAAGUUAUUUGAAUUGUGAAUACCUAGAUAGGCCUAAACACAUCUAAUAUAUAUACU
Molecule: messenger RNA, 1156 nt
Organism: Dendronephthya gigantea
Lineage: Eukaryota; Metazoa; Cnidaria; Anthozoa; Malacalcyonacea; Nephtheidae
Product: progestin and adipoQ receptor family member 4-like
Exons: 2
Coding region: 132-1040 (302 amino acids)
Cellular component (GO): membrane
Molecular function (GO): signaling receptor activity
Source: RefSeq, a predicted model, not a curated record